AGGGAAAAGAAUGAGAGUAAGGUUAUCGAUAACAAUAUGAAUGAGAGUAAGGUUAUCGAUAACAAUAUGAAUGAGAUUAAGGUUAUCGAUAACAAUAUGAAUGAGAGUAAGGUUAUUGAUAACAAUAUGAAUGAGAUUAAGGUUAUCGAUAACAAUAUGAAUGAGAGUAAGGUUAUUGAUAACAAUAUGAAUGAGAGUAAGGUUAUUGAUAACAAUAUGAAUGAGAGUAAGGUUAUUGAUAACAAUAUGAAUGAGAUUAAGGUUAUCGAUAACAAUAUGAAUGAGAUUAAGGUUAUCGAUAACAAUAUGAGAGUAAGGUUAUCGAUAACAAUAUGA
Lottia gigantea (owl limpet) is the source of this 336-nucleotide messenger RNA. RefSeq lists its product as hypothetical. The annotation marks the transcript as partial. The transcript has a single exon. The record is from RefSeq and is a predicted model, not a curated record. Lineage: Eukaryota; Metazoa; Mollusca; Gastropoda; Lottiidae.